AUGGCGGCAGGCGGGGCGGCCGAGCUGGCGCAGGCCUUGGGCCGGCCCCUGGGCUGCCUGCAGGAGCCCGAGUGCAGCCGGGCAGGGCGGCUGCGGGCGCUGGAGGCCAUCCGAGCCGAGCUGCAGGAGCGGCCGCUCUCGGCCGCCGCGGUGCAGGAGGUUUUCGGGGCGCAGCUGGUGCGGCCGCUGACUCGCUGCCUGGCGGGGGACUCGGCGGAGCGAUGCCGGGAGCUCGCCCUCCAGCUCCUCUGCCACGGGCUCAGCCACGGCGACCGGCCCGCCGAGGCGCUGCCCGUCCUGCUGCCGGCCCUGGCCCGGCGCCUCUGCCCGCCGCAGGGCUGCGAGCCCAGCGAGGAGCUGCGCCUCGGCCUCGUCCAGCUGCUGGGCCUCCUGCUGCAGCGGUGCGGGGCCUCCCUCACCCCUUACUUGUCCGACGUUAUCCGCAUCCUCCAGGCCACCCUCCUCGACCCUUAUGCCGAGAUCAGGCGUGAAAGUUGCAGGUGCGCCGUGGCCUGCGCCCGGGCCAUGCCAGAGCACUUCCAUAUGCAGUCAGAGUCUCUGAUAAAACCCUUAAUGCAAACAAUUUCACACCAGCACUACAGAGUUCGUGUGGAUGUAAUUCAGGCUACUGGAGCAGUGAUACAGUUUGGAAAUGGAAAGUCUGUGGAUGAUGUUCUGUCUCAUCUGGCACAGAGAUUAUUUGAUGAGAUUCCCAAGGUUCGCCACAGUGUAACAACUGUCAUUGGAGAAUGGUUGUUGCACCUACGGGACAGAUACUCCUAUUUUCACAAAUUGAUCCCUUUGUUACUUGGCAGCUUUACUGAUGAAAUUCCUGAGAAUAUGAAACUGGCUUGGACUUACUGGGAAAAAAUAGGCUUGCAGUGGGAGAAGGAGAAUGAAGAAGAACUGAAGGAUAAGAUGGAUUUUAGUGUUUCACCAUCUCAUUAUCCCAAAGGAGUGACUCGACCAGGACUGGGUUGUCGGGAACUUGUGUCAAGAAACCUCUCCAAAAUUCUUCCAGGUCUCUGCCAUGAUAUGACAGACUGGCUUGAAAGCACAAGAAUCAAAGCAUCCCAGCUCCUGUACACAUUAUUGCUCCAUGCAGAGGAUCACAUAACACAGCACAUGGAGCUGCUGCUUAGAACUUUAUACCAAGCAUGCCUGGAUGAAGAAAGAAACGUGGUUAAAAAUUGUGUGAAAGCAGCAGAAUUGAUUGGAAUGUUUGUCAGCCCCAAGGUGUCGUUGAGAUUAAUCACAUCAGCCUUUGGGAGGACACCCAAACCAUCAUGUAUCAUGGUUCUAACUGCAGUCAUUCGAGGUAGCACAAAAGAAAUCUUACAGCCUCAUUUGGCUCACCUUGGCAGCACACUGUCAGAAGCUGGAGUUUGUCAGCAGUCUGGAGAGGUGGUUUAUAUGGAGCAGUUGUUUUGUUGUGUACAAGCAUUGAUUGAAGUAUGCCAGGAAGACUGCAAAGAAAUUAGCUUGCAGCUAAUGAAAGUUUUGGUGACAAUAAUGGCAACACCAUCUUCUCAGCACCUUAAGGAAAAGGUAGAGGAAGCAAUGUCUUCAUUAGCUGAAGUGCAGCAGUUGGAUAGUUUUCUUUGUCUCUACAAACAGCACAUAACUGAGCUUAUGGAAUGGGUGUCAGAGUCGUGUGAUUGUUGGACAAGCUAUUCUCCAGAGCCGUUACAGUUGGAUGUCAUUGCAACUCAUUCAGGUCCUGUCAUAGGUGAAGCUCUAAAUAACUUUAUUCCCAUUCUUACGACGUGUCUUCAGCCAAAUAAGGAUCCCCAGAUGCAGUUAAAACUUUUCACUGUAUUAUCAGAGUUGCUCCAGGAAGCAAAUGAAACCAUCAAUUCUCAAGGGCUGUUCCCUAGUUACCUUGAGACUGUGAUAAAAGACAUACUGGCCCCUAAUCUGCAGUGGCAUGCUGGAAGAACUGCAGCUGCCAUCCGCACUACAGCUCUGUCCUGCCUUUGGGCUCUUACUCACUGUGAGAUGCUGUCACCAGAGGAGAUGUUAAAAGUCAAAGAUGGCCUAAUGCCCCAAAUCAUUGCCUCUCUGGAUGAAGACUCUAAAAUUGCUCGGCUGUUGGCUUGUCGUAUUGUUGGUGUCCUUCUCAAAGUCUGUGGGAGGCAGUUUGAUGAAGAGAAUUUUACCAAAACUUACACAGAAGUUUUAAAGCGUCUGGAUGAUGCUUCAAGUGAUGUACGAGUGACAGCUGCUCAAACCUUAACUAACUGGUUUAAAUGCCUGAAGGACAGUGCUGUGAAGUCUGCAAUGGAAACUCACAUUGAGUAUCUGUACCAAGAACUUUUGAUACAUCUCGAUGAUCCAGAUGAAAACAGCCAAAAUGCAGUCCUUGAAGUUUUGAAAGAAGGAAGUGUUUUAUACCCAGAACUGCUUGUGAGAGAAAUUGAAGGGGUUGUACAUAAGCACCGAACACCAGUCUAUUGUAAUCAACUACUGCAGCACAUUCAGUCAGCCAGAGAAUCAGCUUGAUGAAUCUGAAAUUCUUUCCAUUGAUCUGUGUGUGAAAUCUGUAUGAUCUGGAUUACUUUCAUAUUUUCAUCUGCUUAAGAAAGGCUGAGCACUAAAUAGAUUGUUUUUUCGUUGUAAGUUUGCUGUUAGCUCAUUUAGAAGUCAGAUUGGCACAAUUCUGUGUUCUUUGCUAUUUGAACAGCUCUUUGUAUUUGCUAGCAAUAAAACAAUGUGUUAAUUCACUUUGCUGUGGGAGUUUUUCAGAUACCAGGUUUAAAGGAUUUUGACACUAUUUAUAAUUCAGAAAGAUAAUUUAUUUAACAAAGUAAUAGUCUAACAUCAAAGUUAUUAACAUAAUUCAGUGAGGACUCAGUCUUUCAAGGGGCAUUUCAAACUCUGGAUAACAUAAAAACCAGGUCUGUAAGGAUGAGUUUUAUCAUGGAAAAAACCAGCCAAACUUCUCUUGCAUAAUGCAGCAAAAAUUUUAUAAUGUACUCACACUUAUUUUGCUGGUAUAAUAGGGACAUAUUCUGAGUAGGUGUCACUAAAGAAAUAGUUUUUAUCAUUGUGUUACAUUUCAUGACUGAGAAUAAAACUAACCUUUUUAAAAUUAAGUUUUAUACAUGGGAGGAAAUGUGCUGUUUUGUCACUUAGCCUCACAGUAUUUAUAUUUUUGUAUUAAAUAGACUGCAUUUGCAGUUUCUAUGUUUGUGCCAUUGUGCCUUGGAAAACAAUGCAUUUGUUUGCAUAUUACUUUGAAAUUAAAUUCUGCAACAUUAGGUUAAAUCUUGGUUUAUUUUUUUAAAAGACCUCUGUAGUGUGCAAGUUUUAGUGUCAUCUUACAUGCUCAGCUGUGUAAUAAAGUAAGUGAGCUCCUA
Molecule: messenger RNA, 3359 nt
Organism: Apus apus (common swift)
Lineage: Eukaryota; Metazoa; Chordata; Aves; Apodiformes; Apodidae
Gene: DNAAF5
Product: dynein axonemal assembly factor 5
Exons: 13
Coding region: 1-2502 (833 amino acids)
Biological process (GO): cilium movement; inner dynein arm assembly; outer dynein arm assembly
Cellular component (GO): cytoplasm
Molecular function (GO): dynein intermediate chain binding
Source: RefSeq, a predicted model, not a curated record